AUAUCCUUGUCUUGAAAUCAAAAAGUAGAAACCUCAAUAUGGGAACUUUUGUUGGACAUCUAGUUCCCGGGCUGGCACUCGCCUUCCUCGGCCUGUGGCAUACUAUCAAUACCAUUCAUCUCUACUACCUUAAAGGCUCUACCAAGUUCAUGUUAAGGUUUUGGUACCCGUUUAAGAGUCCUGUCCGAAAACUAGAACACCUCGAGCUCAUACUCGUGUUUUUGUUUUCUAUGUUGGCAAUCCUGGUCCAGAUUUUAGACCCUCGACACCUUCACUUCUCCUUUGAGCUUGACAAUAUCGAGCAUGCUACCAUGUUCCUUCAGCUAGUUAUAUUCACGACCUUCACUCUUUUUAGCGAGUUGAAUCAUUUGUCUGAAAAAACGUUAGGCGUCUCGGGCAUCCUUGUUGCCUCAGUUUUUGGGCAGGAACUUUUCUUACUUCACUAUCAUUCAACUGAUCACGUUGGACUCGAAGGUCAUUACCAUUGGCUAAUGCAGCUCAUAGUAUGCGUUUCUUUUCUUGUAGCAAUAUAUGCAACGAUUUCCCCCACCAGCUUCCCUGCAGCAUUAGUUCUUUCCACAUCAGUAGUGUUCCAAGGAUGUUGGUUCAUAAACAUGGGAUUCAUGCUAUGGCUUCCUAACUUUGUCCCCCGAGGAUGUGUCACUCAGACAACAAAUCUUAGCAACGCCAUCGUCGUGAACGGAGCAGUUGUAUGUGGGACCCAUGAGGCCGAUUUGAGGGCCAGGGCUUUGGCAAACUUGCAGUUUUGUUGGAUAUUCUCUUCAAUCUUGAUCUUCAUGGCAUCUAUCUGCAUAGCUUUUGGGAGAUGGCGGACAGCAAGGAGGCAGUCAGAGUACGAGCAACUUCCCUGUCCAGGUUCACAUGAUCCCCCUCUUGCAGCUGGUGGAUUCAAACAAAUCCAACUGUAAGUUUGCUACUAAAUUAAAGAAUCGACCAGGCUGUAAGAUGAUGGAGAAUCUAUAGUUUUUAAUGUUGCAACUGUCUAUCGCCACCGGAUACUAUAUGGUUUGCUAUCGUCGUCUUGGAUUGGGAGUUGGCUGAGGCUCCUUUCAACCAGAAAGUCUGCUUGCCUUUGUUGAAUUUGGUCAUGCUCAUUUACUAAUGAGCAAAUUGUAAUGACCUCUUCUAAUUAACCAUCAUAGACGCUAACAAACUUAUAAAUAAUGUCGUCACACUUAUAAUGUAGGUAUAAAUAACUGUGGAGGCGUUUAGUAGAACUAAAUACACAUCUAAAUCUAUGUAUUAAUUCUUAUGUUUUGUAACGACUAGUGAUAAGAACCCUAGUCUGGACGCAAGGCGCAAACACAAUCCUUCCUUACUAGUAGACUGUCAUAUCUGCUUUCUCAUUCUUUGAAGCAAGAAACAAGAAAGCAAAGAAAAAUA
Sesamum indicum (sesame) is the source of this 1404-nucleotide messenger RNA. Its product is annotated as transmembrane epididymal protein (DUF716). NCBI's taxonomy places the organism in Eukaryota, Viridiplantae, Streptophyta, Magnoliopsida, Lamiales, Pedaliaceae. The record is from RefSeq and is a predicted model, not a curated record.